Messenger RNA from Capronia epimyces CBS 606.96, 2457 nucleotides. RefSeq lists its product as uncharacterized. Lineage: Eukaryota; Fungi; Ascomycota; Eurotiomycetes; Chaetothyriales; Herpotrichiellaceae. Gene Ontology annotation, cellular component: extracellular region. Gene Ontology annotation, molecular function: chitinase activity. The coding region runs from base 1 to 2457 and encodes 818 amino acids. The transcript has 3 exons. The record is from RefSeq and is a predicted model, not a curated record. Gene Ontology annotation, biological process: carbohydrate metabolic process.
AUGGCUCCGACCGGUUUAACUGCCAGCUUGCUGGCGGCACUUACGCUCUUUUCUUGUACAAUCGCUUCACCCAUCCUCGAAACCCGAUCAAGACCUUCCAAACGGGCUUUCUCCACCCCCAGUCUUUCCGUGUACUGGGGCCAAGGACCCGGCCAGCAAAGACUGGCCGAUUUCUGCCAGGAUACCACCAUAGAUGUCAUCCCGAUUGGUUUCGUCAACGUCUUCCCCGACCAGGCGGGCGCCAACAAUGGAUAUCCAGCAACUAACUAUGGCAAUGCCUGUGGCAGUCCGUAUUGGGUCGCCCCGGAUGGCACCCAGACCGAGAUGUUCACCAGCUGUUGGCAGAUCGCAGAAGACAUUCCCGUCUGUCAGGCACUGGGCAAGAAGAUCCUCGUCUCUAUCGGUGGCGACAGUCCCGGAAACUUCAUCGCCUCAUCCCAAUCAGCCAAAGACUUUGCCGACUUUCUGUGGGGAGCAUACGGUCCCCCUCAAGACACCACCCAAACCCUCUAUCCCCGACCAUUCGGCGUCGAUGUAGUGGUGGACGGGUUCGAUCUGGACAUUGAAUCCGGCGGCCCCUUCGGUUACGCCGACUUGGUCACGGAACUGAGAAGCCUUUUCGUCGGCCAACCGAAGCAAUACUACAUUUCUUCCGCCCCGCAGUGUAUCGUCCCCGAUGCUCACUUGGCCGAUGCCAUCCAAAACGCCGAAUUUGACUAUGUGUUCGUCCAAUAUUACAACACCGAUCAAUGCUCCGCCGCAUCUCUCUUCACCACUGGGUCAUUGAACACGGCAACCGACAUCUCAUUUGGCUGGGCCAGCUGGCUUCAGACCUACUCUAAGAAUCCCAAUGUGAAGCUGUUCGUCGGUCUCCCAGCAUCCACCGACGCUGCCCAUUCCCAAGACUACCUGGACCUGACCGAGGCCAAGGCCUUGAUCGAGGCAUAUGCCUGCAGCAGCACCUAUCAAUCCAUCUUUGGCGGUGUCAUGCUGUGGGAAGCCACCUACUCGGCCAACAACCAGAUCAAUGGGAAGAGCUAUGCUCAAAACAUCAAGGAUCUGUUCGGCGAGUUGUCUUGCGCCCCUGUGGUAACUACCACUACAUCGUCCACUACCACGGUCACCAGCACCACGCUCACCACCACGACUACUGAAGCUCCAGUCACCACUACCACCACCACCACCGUCGCUGUCCCGACGACGACGACGACGACUACGACCGAAGCUCCAGUCACGACGACCACCACGACUACUGAAGCUCCAGUCACUACCACCACCACGACUACCGAAGCUCCAGUCACCACUACCACCACUACCACUACCACCACCACCGUCGCCGUCCCAACGACGACGACUACCCCCCCAUACAGCUUCCCCACCACCUCUUGGACAUGGACAAACUCAAGCACUUCCAGUACCACCAUCACCACCACCACCAGCAACGAAGUCGGUCCCAUCGGUGGCUCAACCUCAACUUCAGGCAGCUCUAGCACGAUCAGCACCACCACUUCGAGCAACGAGGUUGGACCAAUUGGCGGCAGCACCACCACAAGCACCACCAGCCCAGCAGCGUCAACCACGUCUUCGACCACCACCACUUCCGGCAACGAUGUCGGUCCCAUCGGAGGAAGCACCACCGUCUCGACCUCGACCUCGACCUCUACCGCCAUCGGCGGGACGUGGGCUGACUGGACCACGACCAGCUCAUCAAGUGCUGUUGUUGGUCCCAUCUCGACCUCGGCAUCGACCGCAACCACCACUCCGUUCGCCUGGGAAGACUGGACGACAACGACCGCGCCCACCACCACCAGUGCUCCCGUGACCAUUGGGCCCGACUACACCACAACCGUGUGGGUGACGUCCUACAUUGACAUCUGUCCCACCGGCUUCACCACGCUGCCAUUCACCCUGACCACGACCAUCACCGUCACGGAGGCCGCGCCCACCGCCACAGCCACUCCUUUCGUUUGGCCUACGGGACCCAACGGAGUUCCCACCGGCUUCACCACCACCGUGACCGUGUGCUCGGCGUGCGCCGAAACCCUGACCACCGUGACGCUGACCAUCCCCAUCCCGACCGCCACCGCCGUCCAGACCCACACCGUCGUCCCCGUCGAAGCUGCCCAGCUUUCCACCAAGACCGGCGCCAUCACCCUCACCCUGACCAGCGGCGGAAGCGGAACCACCGAGACCAUCGUCAGUGCGCCGGCGCCAACAACCAUCUCUCUGGAGUCGGUCGUCGCUCCCGUUGCCACGAGCUCAGCCUCGGCCUCGACCACACCACCAAGUAACAGCGGCUGGUUGGCGCCCGCCGCGGCGUCAGGAUCAGGAUCUGUCCCUGCCUCGCCAGUCUCUCCGGCCACGUACACCGGAGGUGCGGCACCGACCGAGUUGCCAGGUAUGGUAUGGAGCGUGGCGGCAUGUGUGGCGGUUGCCGUUGCCGGCCUGUUGAUUUAA